This is a messenger RNA of Lutra lutra (Eurasian river otter), 3460 nucleotides long. RefSeq names its product ADP ribosylation factor like GTPase 11 (gene ARL11). Gene Ontology annotation, molecular function: GTPase activity; GTP binding. The record is from RefSeq and is a predicted model, not a curated record. The coding region runs from base 645 to 1193 and encodes 182 amino acids. Gene Ontology annotation, biological process: intracellular protein transport; vesicle-mediated transport. The transcript is spliced from 3 exons. Gene Ontology annotation, cellular component: cytoplasm. NCBI's taxonomy places the organism in Eukaryota, Metazoa, Chordata, Mammalia, Carnivora, Mustelidae.
UACUGUUCUUUCUCCUCUUGCUCUUGGGACUCCGCCGUCGCGCAGAAAGCCACUGCGUGCGAGCGGACUGCCACAGAGGAGGAGCUUUCGGCCGCAGUCUAAGAACACGGAGGACACAGUGCUGGUCCUGAGGAGAGCGCCAAUGGCCGCCCAAGUUACCCAAGCGGACUGUCUUCUUCACUUGGUGCAUGGAACUGGAGCUAGCUUCCACUUCAGGAUUUAGGUUUAUAGGAAGAAAACAGAGGUGGAAGCCACAGACUAGAAGGAACUGAAGCUGUCUUUCGGUCAUUCCUACUGAACUAGGUUAUAUCUAACUGGAAUAAACUUCUUUUUGCCUCUUUGCUUUAACUACCAAGGAAUGUGAGCCUUGUUGGGCGUCCUCCAGGGAGCCCUUCCCUGACACAGCCCCCUUCCCCUCUUCCCCCCUUCCUGAUAUAGAUCAGCUCCUGGUGACUCAUUUGCCCUUACUUCCUGGCCCUUUCAGAGCCCAGGCCUGUGUUUGAAACCUGACAUUGUAAAGACGCUUCCUACUUUUGGAGGAGAGGCUCUUCUUCCAGGUGCCUGCGUGGAUUUGUGUUCCUCUUGAAAAGAAUGGCUGAUGUGUGCACCUGGCCUUUCUCCCCUAGGGCUUAGCAGUGGCCACCAUGGGUUCUGUGAAUUCCCGAGGUCACAAGGCAGAAGCCCAGGUGGUGAUGAUAGGCCUCGACUCAGCUGGCAAGACCACGCUCCUGUACAAACUGAAGGGCUACCAGCUGGUGGAGACCCUGCCCACUGUUGGUUUCAACGUGGAGCCGCUCAAAGCCCAGGGGCAUGUGUCUCUGACAAUCUGGGAUGUCGGGGGGCAGACCCAGCUGAGGGCCAACUGGAAGGACUACCUGGAAGGCACCGAUGUCCUCGUGUAUGUGCUGGAUAGCACAGAUGAAGCACGCUUGCCCGAGGCCGUGGCUGAGCUCGUGGGAGUCCUGAACGAUCCACACAUGGCCAGUGUCCCUUUCUUGGUGCUGGCCAACAAGCAGGAGGCGCCCGGCGCUCUGCCGCUGCUUGGGAUCAGAGACAGGCUGGGCCUGGAGAGAUUCCAGGACCGCAGCUGGGAGCUCCAGGCCUGCAGUGCCCUCACCGGGGCCGGGCUGCCCGAGGCCCUGCAGAGCUUGAGAAGGCUCCUGAAAUCCCGCUGCCACUGUGUUCCCACGUGAGUGCAGGUGCGGCAGGGAGUGGGGAGAGCAAGAAGACUGGGUCUGGGCAGAGCAGCGUGUCUGUGCCCAUACAAACUGAAAGCAGCAGCUGGUCCUUGAGAAUCUGAAACUCAGUUUGUCAAAGAAGAAGUCCUUCUGUGCUCGGACAGGGUAUUUUCUUCUUGGGGCUUAUUGUCACUAGUGUUUAUGCUGAAAACUAACUAUUCUUUGAAUAAUAACACUCUAAGGGGGAAAAAUGCCUCGACAUGCUUCCUUUAAUAACUCAUUACCAAGGGUGAACUGAGCAAUUGUAAUAGAACAAUGAAUGGUCGCAUUACAAUUAAGACCUAAAUUCACAGAGGGAAAGGUUUCAAAAUCAGAUUAGAAUAUCAUCUGGACAUGGUCACGAUGUUAAGAGUGAUUUUUUCUCUGGUGCCCUGGGUUUGUGCCAUGAUCACUACGCGUACAAGCAGCCAGGGCAAGCAGAGUUGGGUAGGUGACUCUGUCCUCAUGGAACCUUGGGUUUAGAAGUUCGCUGGGGCAGUUGGCCCUGGGCAAGAGGCUGGGAGUUGGGGCCUUCCAAAAUGUAUCCUUUUCUCUGACCCUGAUGAACUCUUCUCUACCUUUUAUCAUCUUGUAUUGGUCUUUUUAUAAAAUGCUUCAUUUUUAUCUUUUUUUUCUUUCUUUUUUUCUCUGUGCAGUACCUAUCUUUCCUUAAAGGUCAAUCAAGGAUUUCAUUCAUUCAUUCAUUCAUUCAAUUAACAAAUAUGUAGAGAAUUGAAUUUGGACAAAUGGCACUGAGUUUUUAGUUAUGAAUCAGGCCCUUGAGAUGCGAGGUGUGAAUUUUGAGGAUACAUGUAACAGAAAUGCUUCUUUCUCAUUAUUAAAUUUUUUAAAAAGUUGAACAUAGCAUACUACAAGGGUUUUAAGGUGAUCUUUACCUAGGAACCAUGAAGCUCCUGAAAUUAUUUACAAAAUUAUUUGUAAAAUGUUAUGCUUUGAGCCUUUUUGUUGGGGACGGGGGAAGAUCCACAACUUUUAUCAGACUUUCAAAGGCUUUUGUGACUCCCAAAAGUUAAACACUGAUCUGGUCUUAUCUAUCAUCCACCAGAGGAAUACUUCCUAUAAUUUGAGUGUUUUAAUGGCAAGCAGCUUACAUUUGACACCUGCUCUAAUGUUAAGCAGCUCUGUAUGUUGGCUUUUCCUACCCUGGACUAAAACCAUCCUUAUAGCUUCUGAUGGUAUUCUCUCCUCUCUGGAGUGAUACAGUAUAAAUGGGCCCUCAACACCCUUCCAGUAUCUGAGAUCCACCAGGUCCCUCUACCCAAAUUAUUCCCUUCUAACAUCAGGUUAGGCAUGCUAAAUUCCUUCCACUACUUGUCAGUAGAUAGGUUCUUCUUUGUCAGGCACAGGAAAAGUACAGAGAUGCAAAGACAGUUUGGACAAGGCCUCAGGCCUCAUGGAGCUCUGGCUGGGGAAGCAGGACAAAACUCCCAUAAAAAGACAGACAGAGGCUCAAUUCAGCAACUGUUUAUUGAGCACUUUCUGGGGCCAAGUUCUGUGCUCCGUUCUUUCCAUAGAUUCCAAUCCUCUCAAUACUGCAAAGUGGUAUAAUUCUCAUGUUGCAUAAUUGGAAACUGAGGCUGGGGGAGGUUGUGACUUGCUUGAGGCAUAGAGCUACUAAGUGACAUAUCUGGAAUUUGAAACCAGAUAGGUCUAGCCCAAAUAAUGCCUGUAUUCUUCCAUGACAUCAUGUUUCUAGAAGGUUUAAGCCAAGGCUGACCUUCAGUCAACCGAUGUGAUGAGGGAAGCUGUCGAGUCAGAGGGAGGAGACUUCUUGUAAGUAUGAGGAGGAGUGAAGGAAGGACAAGUGGCUGGCGUGGAGUGAGGGGUGGAUGAGAGGAAUGUAUUAAAUAGAAAACAAAACUGGAAAGAACUUUAAGUCCAAGCUGGGGAAGGUUUGGACUUUUGUAAUCUGGAUUUGGCUCAGGGAAGUGAAACCCCUGGACUUGCCAUUUGGGAGUGUAAUUUAGUGGCAGUGUGGGCUGGAGAAAAACGAAGGGGGACACUGGAGUCAGGCAGGCAGAGAGACCAGCUAGCUGCCCUUUGCAGUAACAGAGGAGAGCGGAGGAAGAAAGAUGAGAAAUUGAAAGCCAUUUUUGAAGGAAAGAGCUGAGAGAAGUUGAAGAUGUCAUAAGGUUUUGAGUGUAUGUGACAGGAGGGAUUGGCAUGACCUGAGAAGGUGGGCACAGAAGGAACGAAUUGGAAUGGGGCCAGAACUGGUGGGU